Molecule: messenger RNA, 822 nt
Organism: Rotaria sordida
Lineage: Eukaryota; Metazoa; Rotifera; Eurotatoria; Philodinida; Philodinidae
Source: the annotation of a GenBank genome assembly
AUGACAUCACAUAGAACUACGCCUGGACAUCAAUGGCGUGUCAAAAUUAUGGGUCUUGGACAAGAUGUGACUGUUAUUCAAUUAUCAAAUCAAUUCGAAGUAGAGCCUCAACAAAUAAGCAUCCAUAAAUCUCAAACACAUUCGUCUAAGUUGUAUGCAUUAAUUAAUGGAUUCAAAAGUGAAGAACAAGCAAUUAUGUUUCUCUCGAAAUGGAGUGAUAUCUUCACAGAUACAGAAAUCAACAUUAGCUAUGAACUUGAUACAGACACAAAUGAAUCAAAUACAAAAAUAAAUUCUGAUUCUAAUAGGUCGCAAUUCACAAGUUCAAAUCGAUCUACAUACAAUCAUGGGUCGGAUGACGAUGACGAUGCAUCGAACAGUCCAUAUGGAAUCCGAACAAAUAGAGCUUUAAUAUAUGCAACUAAUUCUAUGUUAACAGAUAGAACAAGAGAUAGCUAUCAACAAGAUCGUGAUGAUUCAUAUUCGUCUCAAUCAAAAACACAUUCGAAACAUACACAAUGUCGUCACGGCGACAGUUGCUAUACUGCAGACUGUCCAUACAGACAUUCACCAGAGUGGCGUGCAUGUAAGAAAGGUGCACAAUGUAAAGAUUAUGCUUGUUCAGCUAAUCAUCCACGAAACCGUAAAGCUAAAUGUAAGCAUGGUAGUGAAUGUUGGACAGCUAGUUGUUCCUAUUUGCAUCCGAAUACGAACAAAUCCGAGUCUUCCUACGACGACGAUAAUGAUCAAAGUUAUUCACAUGUUCAACUGAACGAAGAUGAUUUUGACGAGGUAGGAUAUAACCGUAAAUAUCUACUGUAA